CCUACAACAACUCCAUUGCUCUCUUCCCUUAUAUUCAAAGUUCAAACGUACCCAUAAGACCGGGACCGGCUCUUCCUUUUCCUUUCCUCUCCUUCUCCUUUCUACGUUUCCUCUCUCUCUCUCUCUCUCUCUCUCUCUCUCACGUUUCUUAUCGUCGUGGGGCACAUUGCAGAGGAAGGGUGUUUUGCUUGAUCACUGAAAUUGGGAUAUAAAUACUGGUUCUUGCUGAACAUAAUUUGUAGGAAGCGUUUUUCCAAAUGCUAAAUUUUGCAAGAGGAAGAACUCAACCAAGGUCUACUAGAUCUAUGCCUUUUGCCGGCAUGGAUUAUCCGGAUCCCAAAAGGAAGAGCAAUUUUGUAGGAAAAAUCCUUUUGGCUGCAACCCUUACAGCCUUAUGCAUUAUCAUGCUCAAGCAAUCCCCAACUUUUAGUACUCCAAGUCGGUUCUCCCAACAUGAAAAAGGGGUGACUCAUGUUCUCGUAACUGGUGGUGCUGGCUAUAUUGGUUCACAUGCUGCUUUACGACUUCUGAAGGAGUCAUACCGUGUAACUAUUGUGGACAAUCUUUCUCGUGGAAACAUAGGUGCUGUCAAGGUUCUACAAGAAUUAUUUCCAGAACCUGGGAGGCUUCAAUUCAUUUAUGCUGAUUUGGGCAAUGCAAAAGCUGUGAAUAAAAUAUUUUCAGAAAAUGCAUUUGAUGCUGUAAUGCACUUUGCGGCUGUUGCAUAUGUUGGGGAGAGCACGCUUGAUCCUCUCAAAUACUAUCACAACAUUACUUCUAACACCUUGGUGGUCGUAGAGUCGAUGGCUGCUCAUGGUGUUAAGACAUUGAUAUAUUCUAGUACAUGUGCCACAUAUGGGGAGCCUGAAAAGAUGCCAAUCACUGAAGAAACUCUACAGGUUCCAAUCAAUCCAUAUGGAAAAGCUAAGAAGAUGGCAGAAGAUAUCAUCCUGGAUUUCUCUAAGAAUUCAAAGAUGGCAGUUAUGAUCCUAAGAUACUUUAACGUGAUUGGGUCAGAUCCAGAAGGAAGAUUAGGUGAGGCUCCCAGACCUGAGUUGCGUGAGCAUGGACGAAUUUCAGGUGCUUGUUUUGAUGCAGCUCGUGGUAUCAUUCCUGGUCUAAAGGUCAAGGGAACAGACUACAAAACACAUGAUGGCACUUGCAUACGUGAUUACAUUGAUGUUACCGACCUGGUUGAUGCUCACGUGAAAGCUCUUCAAAAGGCAAAACCCCGUAAAGUCGGAAUCUACAAUGUUGGCACUGGAAGAGGCAGAUCAGUGAAGGAGUUUGUGGAGGCAUGCAAGAAAGCCACUGGGGUGGACAUCAAAGUCGACUAUCUUCCCCGCCGACCUGGAGAUUAUGCCGAAGUUUUCAGUGAUCCAACUAAGAUCAGGCUUGAGCUGAAUUGGACAGCUCAACAUACUGAUCUCCAGGAGAGUUUGCAGACUGCAUGGAGAUGGCAAAAGGCACAUCGUGAUGGAUAUGGAUCCUCUUAGGGUAACUGGUUUCUCGAAUAGUUGCACAGCAUUUUAUAGCAAAAGGCUAAUGCAGAUCCCCAGACCGGCUCCGAUUUCGAGCCGUGCUCCUCUACCUGUCACUUAGAAGAGGGGAAGAAAAAUUUGAGAUGAAAAUUUUCCCUUUGCUAUUACAUUAUUUGGGUAGUUUAUAGGGAGCAGCCAAUUCAUUAUAUCUGUAUUUGAAGAGAUAAUGAUAGUUUAAUAAUAUGAUGCUCAGGCUCGGGUAUAGCUUUUAUCGAUUC
This is a messenger RNA of Theobroma umbraticum, 1759 nucleotides long. RefSeq names its product NAD(P)-binding Rossmann-fold superfamily protein (gene DUR). NCBI's taxonomy places the organism in Eukaryota, Viridiplantae, Streptophyta, Magnoliopsida, Malvales, Malvaceae. Gene Ontology annotation, biological process: galactose metabolic process. Gene Ontology annotation, molecular function: UDP-glucose 4-epimerase activity. The record is from RefSeq and is a predicted model, not a curated record.